Molecule: messenger RNA, 393 nt
Organism: Colletotrichum lupini
Lineage: Eukaryota; Fungi; Ascomycota; Sordariomycetes; Glomerellales; Glomerellaceae
Exons: 2
Coding region: 1-393 (130 amino acids)
Source: RefSeq, a predicted model, not a curated record
AUGAGGCGAAAGAAACUUACAGAAGGACCGCUAAACCACGAACUAACCUGCGAGCUCAAUUUGCAGUUCAGCUCUCUCACCUUCGCUGUCCUCCUCUGCGCAGCUUCAGGCGCUCUGGCCCAGAACCAGCCAAGGGACAAGUACAAGUGCUAUGUGCCUUUCGAUACCUGCGACAAGCCCAUCCCCGCAGAGCUGAAGGCAUCGAUGGCCAAGGAAUUCGGUACCCGCAGCCAAUGCAGAACUACAGAAGUCGUCUACUACGGCGCCCCCGACGCUGCGAUUGAGGGCGUCUACUGCGAGCCCGGCCCGGUUCGUGCCAUGGGCGGAAUGUUCAGCUACAGCGUUGGUCGCGUUUCUACCGCGUGCCACGCCAAGUGCGAGAUCUGGGGCUAG